Messenger RNA from Hymenoscyphus albidus, 1571 nucleotides. The record is from the annotation of a GenBank genome assembly. NCBI's taxonomy places the organism in Eukaryota, Fungi, Ascomycota, Leotiomycetes, Helotiales, Helotiaceae.
AUGAGUUCAACACCGAAGCAGGAAACGACCAAAAGUCUUCCACCUCUUCCCAGCGACUAUCAAUUCCAAUCAAUGGAUCUAGAUUUUGAACUCUUUCCACAAACCCAAGAACUACCGUCUUGGUCGCCAAUUGAUGCAGGGCAAGGAGAAAACUUCUUUGCGCCAUCGUUCGAUUUCAAUGUUCAGCAGAACAUCCAACCCUGGUCGUCUUCAGCUCGUUCCUCACAAGAUAGGUUCACAAGAUCAACGUCAUCGUCGUCUAUGAUGGAUAAUUGCCCCCUUCUAUCGCCAUCUUCAGGAGCAGGAAGAACCUCUUACGGCUCAUCUCUUUGGACUGCCGACACAGCAUCAACAUUGAACUCUGUCUACAACCCAUCCCUACAAGAAUUCAUAGAAGAGGAGCCUGCGGCAAGAGAGGCACAAUUGAUACAGCCAAAUGUAUACAAUCCAGAGGAAUCCACGCAAUUUUCAUAUAAUUCGACUCGUGAGAACCUAAACCACUUCUCACGUUAUAACAUCAUUCCAAACUCCACAAGUGACCGACCACCACCAGUUCCUCAGAUAACGUAUACAUGCACAAUAUGCCACCGAGCAUUCCAGAGAAAAGACGAUUGGAGAAGACAUGAAGAAUCACAUGAUCCACAAAAGUACUGGAUAUGUCUGAUCGGUGACCCAGCCGUACCGAUGGAAGGGGGUAGAAUGUGCGUGUUCUGCAACCGCUUUUUCUCCAAGGCCCAAAGAGAAGAAAUGAACAUACAUCUUGUCAAGGAACACAAGAUCAACGAGUGCGCCCAUAAAAAUCCUAAAUGGCAUAGGAAGGACAAGUUGAAGCAGCAUUUGUCGCAAGUUCAUAAUCUAUCGGAAGAUGCUCUUAGUUUGUGGGAAGAGUGGAAUAGAGACGUUAGGAAGAAGUGGGCUUGGGGCUGUGGGUACCGUGGGGAGUGCUCGUUGACUUGGAAAGGUAUGUGGAUUUCUUUGAAUUAUUUUUCUUAUGCUAUACUGUCUUGUGGGUAUCAUGCAAUGAACUCCUUAAUGCUGCAAUUUCUGAAAAGAUUGACCAGCAUAGCUUUUGCCAAAACUUAUUACCACCCUACAUGUCUCCAUCUUGCUGACGUACUAGUUCAGAUCGGGUCAACUACAUCGCCGAACAUUAUGAGAAACAAGGCCUUGUCUCUCAUUCGUGGGAUGAAUUCCUAAUGGUAAAAGGUUUUAUGAAACAACGCUACUCGAAUUUCAAUGUUGAUGAUGCUUGGAGAGUUCUGAAUCCAAAUCGAGGAGACCAGUUUUUAAAGUGGUCGAGCAACGAUGCGAGAACCCUGAAAAAUAAGUUGGAACGUCAUUCCGAAUUCCCAGAAAGCAUUGCAAGCGAGGCGAAAAACAUGGCGACGAAUUUCGUGACCAAUUACGAAACCCUUGCCUGGGCUUCGGCCGAUUCUAGAGUGGCCACUCUCACAAACCCAAUCGAAUACAACGAUGUCCAAAAGGCUUGCCGAGAGCUUCCCUCGCAGAAAGCUUUGCCAUCUUGUCCCGUGCCAAUGGAAUUUGAACCUGGCGCAACGAACUUCAUCUGA